This is a messenger RNA of Ixodes scapularis (black-legged tick), 1732 nucleotides long. RefSeq names its product endochitinase. The coding region runs from base 1 to 1581 and encodes 526 amino acids. The transcript has 7 exons. The record is from RefSeq and is a predicted model, not a curated record. Gene Ontology annotation, biological process: carbohydrate metabolic process; chitin catabolic process. Gene Ontology annotation, molecular function: chitin binding; chitinase activity. Gene Ontology annotation, cellular component: extracellular region. NCBI's taxonomy places the organism in Eukaryota, Metazoa, Arthropoda, Arachnida, Ixodida, Ixodidae.
AUGAUUAUUUCAGCUCCUGUCGAGACCACAACGCAGUUACUGGAUUCGUCGGGGGCGCUGGACGACAGGUCUGCCAGCCGGCUCGAAAGUCCGGGUGAUGGAACCCAGAGGGGACGCAUUGUGUGCUACUACAGCGCUUGGGCCCUGUACCGCCCGGAGCCUAUGAACUACGACAUCGAGGACAUUCCCCUGGACAAGUGCACCCACCUCAUCUACGCGUUUGUGGGGCUGAGCAACCAGACCUGGGAACUCUUCAGCAUAGACCCCGAAUACGACUUCAACAAAGGCGGCUACAGACGUUUUACGGCACUCCGCAAGAGGUACCCCAAGCUCCAGACACUGCUGGCUGUGGGGGGGUGGGCGGAGGGCGGCAAGAAGUACUCGGAGAUGGUGAGCACCACGGGCCGGAGGCAUACGUUCAUCAACAGCGCGCUCAAGUGGGUUCAGACGUACGGCUUCGACGGCUUCGACCUGGACUGGGAGUACCCCGGGGCCUACGACCGAGGUGGAGCCUACUCGGACAAGGCCAAUUUCCUCCUCCUCGUCAAGGAACUCCGGUCCGUAUUUAACCAGUAUAAGCUGCUGCUGACGGCUGCAGUACCAGUGGCCAAGUUCCGCCUGCAAGAAGGCUAUGAAGUAGCCGAAUUGGGAGAGCUCUUGGAUUGGAUCAACGUAAUGACGUACGAUCUUCGAGGAAACUGGGCGGGAUUUACAGAUGUUCACAGUCCCCUUUUUAGGAGAUCCUUUGACGAAUGGGCCUACGAGAAGCUGAACGUUCAUGACGGUCUCCAACUGUGGAUAAGCCUGGGGGCUCCCAGAGAGAAGCUAAUAGUUGGAGUACCAUUCUACGGUAGGACAUACACUCUUAGUGAUAAGGCCAACACGGGUCUAAGGGCAUACAUUAACAAGGAGAAGAUGGGAGGAAUCCCUGGACCGUACACGAACGCAACAGGCUUCCUCGCUUACUAUGAGAUUUGCCCGCACGUUCAUUCUGGAACAUGGACGAAGAAGUUUGAUGAAGUUGGAAAGUGUCCGUACGCCUACUACGACAACCAGUGGAUUGGUUACGAAGACGAAGAAAGUAUAACAAUCAAGAUGGACUACAUCCGUGGACAGGGCUACGGAGGCGCCAUGAUAUGGGCCAUUGACAUGGAUGACUUCCAGGGAGUCUGCGGCAAGAAGAACGUCCUCAUUUCAGCCAUCCACGACAAACUCAAGGAUUACGUCGUCCCGACGCCCGAAUCUGACUCCACAGCAUCGCCCAAGACCGGCCCCGACGACGGAGGAAACACAACACCGGAACCCACGACUCCCAUACCGGAAACUACGACCCCAGUCAGCGUGACAAAGAGUUAUCCAAGGGACUGCGACAGCCCCAACAUCUCAUUCAUACCACACGAGAAUGACUGUACCAAGUACUACUGGUGCGUCUACGGUACACCCAUGGUAAUGUUCUGCGAAGGUGGUACGGUUUGGAACCAGGACAACGGCAACUGUGAUUGGCCAGAGCGUGUCCCCAGGCCGGAGUGCAAGCACGUGACCAGGAAACCCAAGGGACCACAGAGGUUGGAAAGCUCGUAAUCGAAAACAGCAACCAAAUCGCGACGAUAGAUCGCCUGUCGGAGAGAAGUCUACACAAAACUCCAGUGCCAAUAAGUGGAACUUUGGUGGUUAAAGCUACAAAACAAAAUCGGAUUCGGUGUCCCUGUGAACCAGACUGAACAUCGAAUUU